GGUAAUAAACAGAUUGGCGCAAAAAUAGAAUAGAAUAGCAGAGUCGCUGCCGAGUGCGUCGAGAUACCGAUAUAGGAGGCGAAGUGAUUUGAGUGUGGACUUGUGGACUCUAGGCGCGAGCUCUCCUACCAAAAUGAUGGCCGAAACGGUAGUGACGGUGGAGGGCCAGAACCGCGUCGGCGGUACGACGCCGGCGGCUGCGGCGGGGACGGGGGCGGCGGCCGGUCACGGGGCGGCCAAGCCGGAAUCUAAUCUCAACUGGCUAAAGUUCAACACUCAAUACUUUAUCACCAUACCCGGCAUACUGAAGAUCGUCCAGGUGGUUUUCGGCAUAAUCUGCAUGGCUUGCGCAUCGCCAGCGCUAAUUGGGGGCACUCACUUCUUUCUAUUCGUGGUCGUGACGUCGUUCAUCGCGACCAUCCUGUGGACGUUCGUUUACCUGCUCGGCAUUCGCGAGGUACUGAAUCUGGCCAUCAACUGGAUCUUGACGGAGCUCAUCAACACGGGGAUCGCAACGCUGCUUUACUUCAUCGCAUUCAUCGUGCAGCUCGCCUCCUGGGGCCAGCGAUACGGGAACGGGCGGGGCUCCAACAUCGCCGCCGGGGUAUUCGGGUUGUUCAACUUUCUCGCGUACACGGCCGGAACGUACUUCUUGUACGUCGAGCACCGGUCGUCCGGCGUCUAGACACGGCGCCCAGCGUUAGACCGGCUACCGGCGGUGAUGCUCCGGCCACCGGUCAGGUCGCACCGUCGCCACCGGCAACGACGUCCCGGUGCGCACUAGUGUCCUGUCCGAUUCAUCAGUCCCAGACCAACGGAGACCAGAGGCGAGCUGCUGGUGCGAUGCCCGAGGACCCGCAGCAACGUGGAGCUCCCGUCCGUGUGGUAAUCCUGUACCGCUCCCGUUCGAACCGACCACCGUUACGACCACAGCAAAGUAUGGUGCCCGAGCCGUAGCAGCGACCACGACGCCUGCGGAACGCCCCAACGCUUCCAUCAGCCAGAACCCAAACCAAACCCAUGCCACUAGAGCCCCCCAUAACCACGCCAUCUUCGCCCGUCCGACUCCCGUCCGAGCAGAUCAAUGUCGCCAGCCACUAAACGAACGCCAACAAUCACUACCAAAGCAAAACAGGCAAAGGAAUCCCUUCGGACACCAUCACGAAAGUCCCUUGUCUGCCCCCGGUAACCCAUCCAAGACGCAUCCUUUAUUCGCGUGCGUUCUAACUGUAAUCCCAUGACGGGCACUCAGCGCUGUCAGCAUAGCGCGCUGUUUACGCGUUUUUAUUUCAGCCCUUCUUCUCCAACCGGAGCGGUUCCGAUGACUCUCCCCGAUCGGUUUGCUUAGAAUCCGGAACCAGGAAAAGGAAAUGCCCUAUGCUAUGUGCAUGUUGGUCGCGCUGUUUACUAAUCAGACAAAGACGGAAUGCACACGCCUCCGCCGCCGCCGCCUCGUCACGGUCCUUAGCCGCGUGAGACGCUAAACACAACUAUUUAUACUUUUUACUGUGCGUGUAUAUGUAUUAUGUAUGUAUUGUUUUUAAAUUGUACUAGCAGCGCCAUAGUGACAGUUUUGAUUGUUAAUUCGUUUUUCUUGUGUUUUUGCUAUUUUGUUUUGUGCAUUUUGGCGGAGCGAUAGAUAGGUGAAAGUAGUAGCAACUCCAGUGACAAACAAAGCUGGCAACAUAUCCGACACGCGUGAGAGAAACAAAAAUAGAGAGAGAGACGAUCGAACUAUAACCGUACAAUCCGACUUGCGCAAUCGUUUGCUAGAAAAAAAUUUAAAUUUAAAAUAACGGAAGGAACGAACGAGCUAGGCUAGAACUAGUAGAGAAACACGGUAACGAUAGGCGAAAGUGUAGUAUUUGCAAAUCAGUUGGUGGAAAAUAAUCGGGCUGAAGAACAUUUGCCCCAUCGGAUGCGGGGUUUUCCUGUUUACCUACGCUUGACGCUUGUUCGACUGUAGUGAAACAAAUUAUCCUGUCGAUUUGACUUUUCGAUUUCAAAACAUUUCCAAAAUCGCGUUACACUCGUGUUGGGUGUUGUCAGACUCGUCAGUCCCAAAAACGGUAGCUUCGUGUCUUCUGUUACGUUUGGCGAAAGCCUAAACUAAAUUUAAGUUUAAUUUUAAAUUAAACGAUUACUUGAACGUUUCAAACUUAUUUAAGCUUUCUAAAUGUAAGAGUUUGAGAAUUUUUUGACAAAAGAUCGAACGUAGAGAAAUCGAACAGAGAACACCAUGUAGCGAGUGCAUUACGUAGAAGCGCAGACCCCUGGGUUAGCCUGGGCUGAACUUAGCAAUCUGUCCGUCCGGCCACGUGUCCUGCUGCCGUGGUAAUAUUGCUGGAAUAAGGGGAAAACGGCUUUGAACUGAUCGACAUUUUGUGCUUCUCGAAGAUCAUAACCCCGAGCACGUUGCGGUUUUUAGCUUCUAAACAGUACUAACCGUGUGUUUCGUUUGCGGCCCCCUAUACUUCAGAUGCAUACGCAUGGGAUUGUGUGUGCUUAAACAUGUUUGAAGUUAUGCUGUGUGGUACCUAGUAUAUUUAUUGUACUAAAUGCGAUACGAUUUUUAGGUUGUCACACUGGCGCAUUGCCUCAAAACAGAAAUCAGAAAUCAAAUCGGACUAUCGGGCGGACCAAGUUUAUGGCUAUGAAUUGGCCAGUUCUACUCAAUCGGCAAACCAGCCAACAGGGCAUAAAUAGCAAAACAACGCUCAAAAAUUUUUGGCUAAUAAGAGAAGUAAAAGAAGCACCCCGAGAUCAAGUGUGAAUUUUUUAAAACACAUUUACAUCCCUUAUCCGGCUCCCCCCUUCAAUUUCAUUUUCAAUCAGUUGCGCAAUCAGGCGCAAACGGAUCAAACCCGUCCCCGAGGUGGGGGGUUUACGUGUUAUGUAAAGUUGUUCUUUUUAAUUUAUUUACCAUAUAUCGUACCGUAGGGAGAGAGCGAACGAGGGAACGAUCUUCUUUGACCGUGUUUGUUGUCCUUUGUUGUAACACACUAUUGUUUCUUUUCCUCUUUCGUUUAUUUUCGUCGUCGUGUCUCUGUGGACAGCGUACAGCGAAAAACAGGGAACACGAAAAACUAGGUAUCACGCAUUUUUACAACGCAUAUAACACACCUCUUAAUGGAUAACGGAACGCAAUAUAUCAAUAAAAAGUAACAAAGCGAAA
Molecule: messenger RNA, 3175 nt
Organism: Anopheles bellator
Lineage: Eukaryota; Metazoa; Arthropoda; Insecta; Diptera; Culicidae
Product: CKLF-like MARVEL transmembrane domain-containing protein 4
Exons: 4
Coding region: 134-685 (183 amino acids)
Cellular component (GO): membrane
Source: RefSeq, a predicted model, not a curated record